AUGGUACCAUUUUCUUUUACCAAACUUUCACUAUUAUCUUUAGUACUUUUUAUGUGGCAAUAUCCCAACUAUCACGAAGAUGAUUUUACAAGGCAGGGUGUGAGUACUUUACUACAAGUACAUAAUAAAGUAGGUAGAAAUUUAGCAAGCAAAGAAGAAAAGAAAGAAGAAAAGAAAGAAGAAAAGAAAGAAGAAAAGAAAGAAGAAAAGAAAGAAGAAAAGAAAGAAGAAAAGAAAGAAGAAAAGAAAGAAGAAAAGAAAGAAGAAAAGAAAGAAGAAAAGAAAGAAGAAAAGAAAGAAGAAAAGAAAGAAGAAAAAAAAGAAGAAAAGAAAAAAACAAAUAAAACAUUAUUUGGAAAAAAGGGCAAAAAAGAAGAAGUGAAGGAAGGAACUAAGAAGGGAUCUGACGCGGGCAAUGGAGCCCAGAAUACUGAGGGGGAUAAGGAGGAUUCCGAUGGGACUUCCAGUGAGGACGCGAAAAAGCGAAAACCAACAUGGAAUGAUCUUUCAGUUGAGGAAAUGCGCAAACAGCUGGCACAAGAGGAAACCCGUAACCAUAAGAAAAAACUUACUCCUGAACAAAAGGAAGCGUUGGACAAGAAAUAUGAGUACCUUUUGAAAAAGUUAUUAGAUGGGGAGGCUGGGAAGGGAAGGAAUACCUUAAGGGGCGCUCAGAAACCAGCACAACAAAAAGUCCAAGAGAAAAAAGAUUCUAAUGAAAAAGGUGCUCAGAAACCAGCACAACAAAAAGUCCAAGAGAAAAAAGAUUCUAACGAAGAAGGAACUCAGGAACCCUCUAAACAACAGGAUGAGGAAGAAGAAGACUAA
Messenger RNA from Plasmodium knowlesi strain H, 828 nucleotides. RefSeq names its product Plasmodium exported protein, unknown function. The coding region runs from base 1 to 828 and encodes 275 amino acids. The record is from RefSeq and is a predicted model, not a curated record. Lineage: Eukaryota; Apicomplexa; Aconoidasida; Haemosporida; Plasmodiidae. The transcript has 2 exons.